Struthio camelus australis is the source of this 2788-nucleotide messenger RNA. The record is from RefSeq and is a predicted model, not a curated record. Lineage: Eukaryota; Metazoa; Chordata; Aves; Struthioniformes; Struthionidae.
AUGCUGAAGACGAUUUGCCCAACUGUGAAUGAUAACGAUAAUCCGUCAGUAACCCCCAUACACAACCUGAUAUUCAAGUCUCAGGAUCCUGAAAAAAUUACAAAAAGAAAAAGAAAAGGCCCCGCCGGGGCCCUCGACGGGAGCCAGUCCUCGCUGCUCAACGGCGCGGCGGAGCUGAAGCUGAGCCGCUCCAACGAGAAGGAGCAGCUGCAGGGGCUCAACGACCGCUUCGCCGGCUACAUCGAGAAGGUGCACUACCUGGAGCAGCAGAACAAGGAGAUCGAGGCGGAGCUGGCCGCGCUGCGGCAGAAGCACGCCGGGCGGGCGCAGCUGGGCGACGCCUACGAGCAGGAGCUGCGGGAGCUGCGCGGCGUCCUGGAGCAGGUGAGCCACGAGAAGGCGCAGAUCCAGCUCGACUCGGAGCACAUCGAGGAGGACAUCCAGCGCCUGCGGGAGCGCUUCGAGGAUGAGGCGCGGCUGCGCGACGAGACGGAGGCCACCAUCCGCGCCCUGCGCAAGGACAUGGAGGAGGCCUCGCUCAUGCGGGCCGAGCUGGACAAGAAGGUGCAGUCGCUGCAGGACGAGGUGGCUUUCCUGCGGGGCAACCACGAGGAGGAGGUGGCCGAGCUGCUAGCGCAGCUCCAGGCGUCCCACGCCACCGUGGAGAGGAAGGACUAACUGAAGAGCGCUCUUUGUCACCGAGGUUUUGCGCGUCUGUUGCAGGACACGAUUCAUCAGCUGGAAAACGAGCUUAGAGGAACAAAAUGGGAAAUGGCACGUCAUCUGAGGGAAUACCAGGAUCUCCUCAAUGUCAAGAUGGCCCUGGAUAUUGAAAUUGCUGCAUACAGGAAACUACUGGAGGGUGAAGAGACAAGAUUCAGUGCCUUCUCUGGAAGCAUUACUGGACCCUUGUUCACACACAGGCAGCCAUCAGUCACAAUAACAAGUAAAAUACAGAAAAAAGCUGAACCACCAAAGCUGAAGGUCCAGCACAAAUUUGUAGAAGAAAUUAUUGAAGAGACAAAAGUAGAGGAUGAAAAGUCUGAAAUGGAAGAUGCCCUAGCAGCUAUUGCAGAAGAAAUAGCAGCAAAGGCUCAGCAAGAACAGGAGGAAAAAAAGGCAGAGGAGGGAGAAGCUGUAGCAGAAGAAAUUGCUCCAGAGAAGGCGGCUGCAGAACAAGCAGCUGCACCUGAGGAAGAAAAGGAAGAAGAAGCAGAAGAGGAAGAAGCUGUAAAAUCUGAUGAGGCAGAAGAAGGAGGUUCUGAAAAAGAAGAGAUAGAGGAAAAGGAAGGGGAGGAGGCUGAGGAAGAGGGGGAAGAAGCUGAGGCCAAGGGGAAGGGAGAAGCUGAAGAAGCAGAUGCAACUGUUGCAGGAGCCAAAGUAGAGAAGAUCAAAACACCUCCACCAAAGUCACCACCUAAAUCCCCACCUAAAUCUCCUGUAACAGAGCAGGCCAAGGGAGAACAGAAGGAACCAGCUGCAGAAGUAGGAAAAGAACAGAAAGAGGAAAAAGUUGGUGAGAAAGCAGCCAAGGAGGAAGAGAAAGCAGCACCUGUGGAGAAGCCAGCAACACCAAAGGCAGCCUCUCCAGACAAGGCAGCAACACCAGAAAAGCCUGCAUCUCCAGAGAAACCUGCAACUCCAGAGAAAGCAGCAGCCCUGGAAAAGCCGGUGACCCCAGAGAAGCUCCGUUCUCCGGAGAAGCCAGCGACUCCCGAGAAGGCAGUGACCCCAGAGAAGCUCCGUUCUCCGGAGAAGCCGGUGACCCCAGAGAAGCCCCGUUCUCCGGAGAAGCCAGCCUCCCCAGUCAAAGAUGAAAAGCCUGUGGUGGAAGAGACCAUCACUGUCACAAAGGUAACAAAAGUUAGUGCAGAGGUAGAGGCCUCCAAGGGGUCCAGGAAAGAAGACAUUGCUGUAAAUGGUGAGGUGGAGGAGAAAAAGGAAGAGAAGGAGGCUGAGGAAGAAGGUAAGGGAGUUGUCACCAACGGCCUAGACGUGAGCCCAACUGAUGAUAAGGGUGAAAAAGCUGUAGUAACCAAAAAAGAGAAAAUCACUAGUGAAGGUGGGGACGGUACAACCACAUAUAUCACAAAGUCCGUGACAGUCACUCAGAAGGUAGAGGAACAUGAAGAAAGCUUUGAGGAGAAACUAGUGUCCACCAAAAAAGUGGAGAAAGUUACUUCACAUGCUGUAGUAAAGGAGAUCAAAGAGAGUGAAUAAAACAAAUUAUAGCAAAAUAAAAUUAAAGAGCUUGGGUCGGUGCAAAAGGUUAAGCCAUAUGACAGCUACAAAAUGCAUGUGAGUGACGGCUUUAAAGCAGAAUGGGUUCUCUCAUGGAGGCUCCAGACACACAGUAUUUUACUUUUUUGUGCAAUAUAGGGGAGGGGGGGGGAAUGCAUGCAGGCUCAAGAUGUACUCCCUCCACAGACCUUGGGGAACUAAAAAAUAAUAAUAAUAGUGCAUGAGAUGAAAUGUGCAAAGGAAGCUUUUGAAUUUCCUGAGCUGUUGGAGGGACAUAUCUGAGGAAUGACUUAAGAUGUAUUAUGCAAAGAACCAACUGAGCCAAAACCAAACAGAAAACAGUAAUAGUAAUAUUCAUGAGAAAAACAGAACUCUCCUAGCCUUAAAGCUACUUAUAAAUAAUUAUGUUUACCUCACUGGUGCAAUUAGGGUGGACUUUUGCUCAUGGGAGAACCUAGUUGACAUGCACAGUACGCAACCUUUUGUUGUUUGAUGUAAAAUCGUCACAGCAGUUCUUGCUCAAUAAAGGUCAAUACUGAAAACAUGA